Molecule: messenger RNA, 1091 nt
Organism: Strigops habroptila (Kakapo)
Lineage: Eukaryota; Metazoa; Chordata; Aves; Psittaciformes; Psittacidae
Gene: AVPI1
Product: arginine vasopressin induced 1
Exons: 2
Coding region: 238-972 (244 amino acids)
Source: RefSeq, a predicted model, not a curated record
CGCGCGGCGGCCGGCUCCGGGGCGCGCGCCGGGGCUCCCCGCUACGUCACCCGGGAUUCCCUUUCGGUGUGACGUCACCUGGGACGCCGCCCGGGGGCGGGGCCGCUCCCCUCCCCGCCUAUGACGUCACUCGCGCCACGUGGCUCCGCUCCGAGGCGGGGCGGUGCUGCCACGCCCCCCGGCGCCGAUUGGCCCCGGCAGCGGGAGGCGGGCACGGAUUGGCGGCGCGGCGGGUGAAUGAGCGGCGCGGGGCAGCGGCGGGACCCCGGUAGAACGGCGCGGAGCGGCCCCCGGCCCCGGGAGCUGCAGCGGCCACCCCGCGGAGCCGCGCCCGGCCGGCACCGCCAGGUCUGUGCGAGGAGCCGCCGGGCGGCGGAGGGAAAGUGGGUCACGGCGGGGCCCAGCGCCCCGGGCACCGGCAGGGCGGGACCGGACCUGCGUGCGCCGGCCCGAGCAGGGCGCCUCCCGCGUCCCGGAGCGGCCCCGCCCGCGCGGCUGGCCUCCUGCCCGGCGCCGCGGCCCGCCCGCUCCCUGCGGCCGCGGCGCGUCCUUCCUCGCCGGGCAGCCGCGUCGGAUCCCGGGGAAAGCGGGCCGGGAGCGGAGCCUGACGCCGGCUCCGCGGUGCCCGCAGCGGCCGGAGCCAUGGGCACGCCGGCCUCGGUGGUGAGCGACCCUCCGGGGCGGGCAGCACCCGCAGCCCGCGGCCGCAAGCGGGGCUCGGCCAACAUCUUCCAGGGCGUGGGGCUGCCGGAGCUGCGGAGCCUGUUCCAGACCGGCGGGGCCGAGCGGCCCGAGGAGCGCGCCCGCCUCGUGUGGCGGUACGGGGGCCAGCGGCGCAUGGCGCGGGCCCUGCGGCGGCUCCGGCGACGGCAACCGGCCCAGCCCGGCGGCGGGAUGGCGCGGACCCUGCGGCGCUUCGGCCGCCUGCGGAUCGCGGAGAAGGAGCCGGAGGCAGCCGCGGGGUCCGUGUAGCAGCACCAGGCUGCGAAGGUGCAGGGCUGCUGGACAGCAGGUGCCAGGACCUGUGAGGACACUAAGUGUGCGGACAGGCUGCAAUGGUUAAUAAAAGGUGGACAGUGGUGGCUGCGUGA